Diaporthe amygdali is the source of this 1599-nucleotide messenger RNA. RefSeq names its product Pisatin demethylase. Gene Ontology annotation, molecular function: oxidoreductase activity, acting on paired donors, with incorporation or reduction of molecular oxygen; heme binding; iron ion binding. The coding region runs from base 1 to 1599 and encodes 532 amino acids. The record is from RefSeq and is a predicted model, not a curated record. Lineage: Eukaryota; Fungi; Ascomycota; Sordariomycetes; Diaporthales; Diaporthaceae. The transcript is spliced from 3 exons.
AUGACUGAAGUUCAAUUUUUCGGAAUCAGCCGGCAUUUAGGCGUGCUCCAAAUCGGGGUCUUGGGCAUUGCCGCACUUGUCACCUGGUAUUUUGUCAGCACUUUUUUCACAUGGUGGCGCCUACGACACAUCCCGGGGCCCUUCGUGGCCAAAUUUUCCUACCUCUGGCUCGGUCGGACAACGCACAGCGGAAAGCAGUAUUAUGUCCACCGGGAGCUACACAAGAAGUACGGACCGUUGGUCCGCAUUGGGCCCAACUAUAUCAUCACUGACGAGCCUGAUGUCAUAAAGAGUAUCUCGUCCGCGCGCAGUGCCUAUCAUCGCGACGGUUGGUACUCCACCGGUCGUUUCAAUCCUUACAGAGAUAACCUUUUCACGAAAUUGGAACCUUCUGUGCACUCCAAGGCCAAGCUGCGUCUUUCUGGGUCGUACAACGGCCGUGAGACAAACAAUCUCGAGCCUAAUGUGGAUGAACAGGUCCAGAAUCUCAUUAGGUUGCUUCACCGCAAGUAUGCCGUAUCGUCUGAAGAUCUGUCACGGCCUCUUCUUGACCUAGGACCUACGUCCAACUACUUUACACUCGACGUUAUUACCAAAGUAGCCUUCGGCCAGGAGUUUGGUUACCUCCGUGAGGAGACAGACCUUUACCAUUUCAUGCAGCACGUCCGGGAUCUCUGGCCGCGUAUGUCCACUUCGGCUGACGUGCCUUGGAUCCGACGCAUCUUGUUCUCUAAAUUCUUCCUUCUUCUCUUCGGUCCAUCAACUACCGAUAAAGAUGGUUUCGGUGCCUUGAUGAGGGUCGCCGAGCAAUAUGUUUCUCAACGAUUCAAGCAGGGUGCCAAGGAGCUUGACGACUCCCUGGGCUCGCUUAUCAAGAAAGGCCUGACUCAGGAAGAGUGUGAGUCUGAGGGUCUCUUCCUCAUUGUUGGGGGCACUGAGAGUACCGCGUCAGCUAUUCGGUCAAUCUUGAUCCACACCAUGACGUCCCCAUGCGUGUAUCAGGCGCUCAAAGCCGAGAUUUCCCGUGCUAUCAACGAUGGCCGCUUGACCAAGACCGGUACUGGUGUGAUUCGAAAUGAGGAUGCUGCGUCUUUGUCUUAUCUCCGUGCUGUCAUCUACGAGGGCAUUCGCAUGCGUCCACCUCUGCUGGGUCUCUUCCCAAAGGUUGUGCCCGCGGGAGGAGCUGAGUUCUGCGGAAGUUACAUACCUGCAGGCACUGGUGUAUGUAUGAACAGUUCAGCGCUUCUCAGACGUCAAGAUAUGUUCGGGCCACACACAGAAGUCUUCAGGCCUGAACGGUUCCUGGAGCUGGGCGACGUAGGCUCACCGAGACGGAACGAGAUGGAACGCAACGUGGAGCUGGCCUUUGGAUACGGGGCCAACCAGUGCGUUGGGAAGCCCCUUGCAUUGAUGGAAAUUUACAAGGUUGUUUUCGAGCUUUACCGAAACUUUGAUCUCCAGCUGGUUUCUCCAACACUAUCCAAUCCCAAGGAUCAUUUUGGUUAUGGAGUUUUCCUUGAAUGGGACAUGUUAGUCAGAGUGUACAAGAGUGCUGACCCCUCCUCAGCAUCUAAGAAGCUGAUUGAGACGGGACUUUGA